GAGUGGGCAAAGACACUCCAGCUGCUCGAGGAAAUGCAGGUGGAGGAACUGGAACCAGACAUCAUAUCCUUCAACUCAACCAUCGCCGGCUGCGAAUGGGAGAUGGCCCUGGUCUUGCUGGAAGAUGCCACUCAAAGAGACCUAGAAGGGACCAUCAUCACCUAUGGCUCUGCCAUUACUGCCUACGGCAAGGCAGAGCGGUGGCAGCAGGCGCUUCAGUUGCUGCACGAGGUACAGGAUGGGCGUCUCCGUGGAAAUCUCGUCACCUGCAGUGCGUGUGUCAGUGCCUGUGAGAAGGCCGGCAGAUGGCAACUGGCCUUGGAGCUGCUGAAAGCGGCUCAGGAGGAGUCUCUGCAUCCUGACGUCAUCCUACUGAGCGCGGCAGUGAGCGCUUGCGAGAAGGGUGCCGAGUGGCAGCAGGCUUUGGCGUUGCUGGCCCUCGCCCCAACACUGAGCCUCCGAGCGAACGUGACGACCUACAAUGCAGCCAUCAGUGCGUGUGAGAAGUGCGAGCAGUGGCCACAUGCUCUGGAGCUUCUUGCAUGUCUCCACUCUGCGCAGCUCCGCGCCGACGUGAUUUCUGUCAGCUCCGCCAUCAGCGCCUGCGGGCGAGGUGAGCAAUGGCAACGCGCAAUGGCCUUGAUGUCAAGCUUUAAGGAACGUGCCGGUCAACUUAACGACGUGGCCUUCAAUGCCGGGAUAUCGGCAGCUGAAAAGUCUGGAAGAUGGAAGCUGGCUUUAUCUUUACUGGCGGACUCCCUUUGCACUCUAGCUGCGCCGACAGUGAUAUCUUGCGGUGCCACGAUCAGCUCCUGUGAGAAGGGCGAUCAGUGGCAGUGGGCUGCACACUUUCUCCGGGAGCUGCCGCGACAUCAGGUUCAGGCCAAUGCGAUCACCUACAAUGCUGCCAUCAAUGCAUGUGAGAAGGGCGAGCAGGCUGUUUCCAACACACGCUCUGCGACCUAG
Molecule: messenger RNA, 966 nt
Organism: Symbiodinium necroappetens
Lineage: Eukaryota; Dinophyceae; Suessiales; Symbiodiniaceae
Source: the annotation of a GenBank genome assembly